AAUCGCUGGUCUCACAGAAGAAGAAUCAUAAACCUGCCUCUAUUUAACGGUGCCGUUUGGAUAUUCCGCCCAACCACAGUAUUCUGCGGUCAUGUUGUGACGAAUAGUAUGGACGAUCUGCCGGUUGGAAGAUGUGUGGAAGCGCGCUCCCUACUUCUAGAUCGACUCCUCGGGAUGUUGACUUCAACUCAUGGAUGGUAUUGUGUCUCAGGGCGCUGUGGAUCACUGAAAUCAAUCACACACACCAGUGAUAAGUAGUUGGCCAGGUGAGCCCAAUGAAAAACUCUUAAGAAGAAUGUUCCACAUUAUUAAGCAGACCACCAUUUUCAAGCAAUAUGGGAAAGAAAAAGGAUCUCUCUGCUGCUGAAAAGCGUGAAAUAGUUGAAUGCCUUGGAAAAGGUAUGAAAAGCUUAGAUAUUUCACGAAAACUUAAGCGUGAUCAUCGUACCAUUAAGAGAUUUGUGGCUGAUUCAGAGCACACACGGGUUCGUGCAGAUAAAGGCAAAAUAAGGAAGGUUUCUGCUAGACAAACACGCCGGAUUGAGAGAGCAGCUGCUAAAAUGCCAUUACAAAGCAGCAAACAGGUAUUUGAAGCUGCUGGUGUCCCUGGAGUCCCACGAACAUCAAGGUGUAGGAUGCUCCAGAGGGUUACAGUUAUGCAUAAACCUUCUAUUCGACCACCCCUAAACAACGCUCACAAGCAGAAACGGCUGCAGUGGGCCCAGAGAUACAUGAAGACCGAUUUUCAAACAGUCUUGUUCACUGAUGAGUGCCGUGCAGCCCUGGAUGGUCCAGAUGGAUGGAAUAGUGGAUGGUUGGUGCAUGUCCCAACAAGGCUGCGACGUCAGCAAGGAGGUGGCGGAGUCAUGUUUUGGGCUGGAAUCCUAGGGAAAGAUCUGGUCGGGCCCUUUAGGGUCCCUGAAGGUAUAAAAAUGACUUCUGCAAAGUAUGUUGAGUUUCUGACUGACCACUUUCUUCCAUGGUACAAAAGGAAAAAUCGUGCUUUCCAAAACAAAAUCAUCUUCAUGCACGACAAUGCACCAUCUCAUGCUGCAAGGAACACCUCUGCUUCAUUGGCUGCUAUGGGCAUAAAAGGGGAGAACCUCAUGGUGUGGCCCCCAUCCUCCCCUGACCUCAAUCCUAUUGAGAAUCUCUGGAGCAUCCUCAAGCAAAAGAUCUAUGAGGGUAGGAGGCAGUUCACAUCCAAACAGCAACUCUGGGAGGCUGUUCUGACAUCCUGCAAAGACAUUCAAGCAGAAACUGUCCAUAAACUCACAAGUUCUAUGGAUGCAAGAAUUGAGAAGCUGCUAUCAAACAAGGGGUCCUAUGUUAACAUGUAACUUGACCUGUUAAGAUGUUUUGGAUUGUAAUAGCUUUUUAUUUUAGUAAACAUGACCUUAUAUUGCUGUAAAUUCAACAAAUUACUAUUUUCAGUUGUUUACAAACUAGAACAUGUCUUGAAACUAUGUUGUGCAUAAUAAUUUGGAACAGUGCGUUUUAAGUUUAUUUUUUAAAUACUGUUUUCAUUAGGAGUUUUGUUCAAUAACAUUUGACAUAAAUUUCAACAGCUAAUGACUCAAAAAUUAUGUUGAUCGUUAUUUGCAUCAAGUAUUUUGGAAAAUCAAACAAAACCAUAAUUUGCAUAAUAAUUUGGAACGCAGUGUAUGUGUUGUCCGGUGGCCGCAGUGAGCUGGUGGGCCUCAUCGGCUCAGUGCAGUAUUUCACCUUUGCCAGACGUGUGUCUUGUUGCCCCUCAGUGACCUCCCUGGAGGGAGUGAUGGAGAGCUUCAAGAUCGUGGGACACCUUUGCUGCCACAUGCUUUGGAGAUGUAGAGAUGCGCUUCACAGAACUCUGCUUUCUGCCAACUGUCUGCUGCGGCAAACAUGGGACGGAGCCUGGAUCCUUCUCAGUCUUGUUCUUUAUCUCGUCAACACUGUCGUCAAUAUUGCCCUCAUUGCGGCUCAGAACUCUUUUUAUUUGAUGGUCGGGGUCUGGGAGGGCCUUUCAGGGCCCCUGCACCAAUUAAUGGAGGCCACCGUCACCUUGUUGAUGUUUUUUUACAGCUCUGUAGUCGGAGCCUCAGUUCUGCUGUGGACAUCAUGCCAGCUAGUGCUGGAUUUCCUGGGAGCAUUAGGGCGUGUGGUGUUUGUGGUUGACAUGAAAGGAGUUCUCAUCACAGCUGCCUCGACCUUCCUGUUUUUGCUCUUUCUGAGUCCACGGCUUUCCUUGCUUGUAAGACGCUUGCUUUACAGACCAGUUAGUGGUCUCCUGAGGGCAGCCCGAAGGGUCCAUGCAUCAUUAGUAGAACCCGUUUUGACUUAUGAGGUAGUCCACUCCAGGGCAGUACAGGAAGUGAGAAGAACAAGCGUUUCCCCACCUGCAGCGAGGUGCGAGCCGGGUCCUGAAGAUGGCGACGGCCGCACAGACGAUAGAUGUUCACAGCCAAGCGUGAGCGCUCAGGAUGGUGAGCUGCUGAGUUUACUGGAAGAGCAGGAGGAGAGGAAAAAGUGUGUCAUCUGCCAGGACUUGAGUAAGACUGUGCUGCUCCUGCCUUGUCGUCACCUCUGCCUCUGCCAACCAUGCGCCCAGAUCCUGACUCAGCGGCGGCCCAUUCAGCAGCGCUGCUGUCCCCUCUGUCGACAGCCAAUCACCCAGACCAUGGACGUCUUCCUUUGAUGGAAAAAAUAAUGUUUACAAUUAAUGGACGAUGAGUCAAGCUGCUCUUAUAAAAUGUCUUUAAAGUCACAGUAUUGUUAUGUUCCAGAAGGCGUCGGCCUGACACUGAAGAAAUAAAAGUU
Molecule: messenger RNA, 2799 nt
Organism: Synchiropus splendidus (mandarinfish)
Lineage: Eukaryota; Metazoa; Chordata; Actinopteri; Syngnathiformes; Callionymidae
Product: E3 ubiquitin-protein ligase RNF26-like
Exons: 3
Coding region: 1586-2677 (363 amino acids)
Biological process (GO): protein ubiquitination; ubiquitin-dependent protein catabolic process
Molecular function (GO): ubiquitin protein ligase activity
Source: RefSeq, a predicted model, not a curated record